This is a messenger RNA of Miscanthus lutarioriparius, 1614 nucleotides long. Lineage: Eukaryota; Viridiplantae; Streptophyta; Magnoliopsida; Poales; Poaceae. The record is from the annotation of a GenBank genome assembly.
AUGUCGCUGUUCCGGCGGCUCUUCUACCGGCGGCCGCCCGAUGGGCUCGUCGAGAUCUCCGGCAACAUCCUCGUAUUUGAUCACUGUUACUCCAUGGAUUUGCUGGAAGAAGACGAGCUGAUGCCAUACAUUGGAGGAAUCUUAAAACAGCUAUUUGGCCGAUACUCCAUCGACUCAUUCAUGGUAUUCAACUUUGAGGGAAGCAAGAAGGACAACCAAAUUGCCAGUAUUUUCUCAUACUAUGACAUGUGUGUCAUGGGUUACCCACGUAACUAUGAAGGAUGCCCCUUGCUCACCAUGGAGAUGAUUCACCAUUUCCUGAGAUCUAGUGAAAGCUGGCUCUCAUUAAGCCAGGACAACUUUCUGCUAAUACAUGCAGAACAUGGUGGAUGGCCAGUUCUUGCUUUUGCAUUGGCAGCCCUAUUGGUUUACCUCAAAAGGUAUAGUGAUGAGAGGAAAGCUUUGGAGGCAGUCUGCAAACAGGCACCUGAUGGGCUAGCUGAGCUAUUCUCACCACUGGACCCAGUGCCUUCUCAGCUGAGAUAUUUGAAGUAUGUGUCAAAACGGCACACGUCACCAGAAUCAUGGCCUCCUGUUGACAAAAUGCUGAAUUUGAAUUGUAUAAUAAUCAGGAAGGUACCGAAUUUUGAUGGGCAAGGGGGAUGUAGACCAAUAUUCCACAUUUAUGGCCUAGAUCCCCUUGCGCCUAAUGACAGGGCUACUAAACUUCUCUUUUCGACCCCAAAGACAAGUGAUUGUGUCCAGCUCUAUACACAGGAAGACUGUGAGAUAAUCAAGGUUAAUGUCCAUUGUCCUGUUCAAGGAGACAUUGUAAUUGAGUGUGUCAGCCUGGAUGAGGACUUCGAACAUGAAGUUAUGGUGUUCAGAGCCAUGUUUAGCACAGCUUUUAUAGAAGACAAUUUGUUGGUACUUGAUAGGAACCAGAUUGAUAUUCUGUGGGACACAAAACACCGGUUUCCUGUAGACUUCAGAGUUGAGGCUAUAUUUUCUGAUGUGGAAAUGGGCACAGCAGUUCACAAAUCAGAGUUAUCUAGUGAGGAGAAAGAAAGCCUUUCCAAGGUUGAUGAUGCCUUCAGCCAUCUGGAUUGGUCAAGCGAAAGCGUUCACAUCACAAAUGAAGAAUCAAAACAGAAGGGAUUACAGAGAGAGCAUGAUGGCUUCGACAAAAUACCUCUAGAGGAAACAGAAAUCAGCAGCGCAUCAGCUGAAAAUAGCAGCAGAUCUGUCCAGAUUCAUCACAUAGAACCUGCUGAAAACCAUUCUUCUCUUGCCAAUGCGCAUUCUUCGCCAGAACCUAAGGCUUCCGGACCAAACAUUCAAGGAGGUCAACUCUUCAAUGAUGCAUCUGCACAGGAGGAACCCGAAGUGGAUGACACCAGAAUUGAACCCAAUUCAGAAACUUCCCGAGAUGAAGAAGCUGGUGAUGCUGUCGCUGCCACCGCCACCGCCGAAUGGUCUGACAACAACUCGGAUGUGUUCCUGUCAGACACACCCUCGAGCAGCACCCCGUCUAGUCCGCCAAAGUUCGACGAUGAGAUCCUGGAGGCUGGUAUUGUUGAAACUCGAUCACAAUUGACUGAACUGAAGAUAUAA